Centruroides sculpturatus (bark scorpion) is the source of this 579-nucleotide messenger RNA. RefSeq names its product glycine-rich cell wall structural protein 2-like. The transcript has 2 exons. Bases 1 to 579 code for a protein of 192 amino acids. The record is from RefSeq and is a predicted model, not a curated record. Lineage: Eukaryota; Metazoa; Arthropoda; Arachnida; Scorpiones; Buthidae.
AUGUCUUCUAUCACGUCCUGUUACCAACGAUUACGUAGUAACGAUCCCUUUGGUAUAUAUAAUCCUUUGCAAGUGACUUGGAGCAAUACGUCCACAAGAAGUAAAGUGUCCAAUAUGAAGCCAGCAGUGUGCAUCGUAGUGUUGUUUGUCUUCGUGUACUUGAUGGUGACUAAUGUUUCAGGAUAUGGUGGAGGUGGACACGGCGGUUACGGAGGUGGAAAGAGUGGAUACGGAAGUGGUAGUCAUGGAGGUUACGGAAGUGGAAUGAGUGGAUAUGGAAGCGAUGGAAAUAGUGGAUACGGAAGCGGUGGUUACGGAGGUUACGGAGGUGGAAUGAAUGGAUAUGGAAGCGGUGGAAAGGGUGGAUACGGAAGCAGUGGCCACGGAGGUUACGGAGGUGGAAUGAGUGGAUAUGGAAGCGGUGGCCACGGAGGUUACGAAAGUGGAAUGAGUGAAUAUGGAAGCGGUGGCCAUGGAGGUUAUGGAGGAGGCGGUUUCGGGAGCCACGGAGGUUACGGAGAUGGAAAAGGAGGCUACGGACAAGGCGGUCACGGUAGUUACGGAGGUCACAAAGGUUAA